Oreochromis aureus is the source of this 2935-nucleotide messenger RNA. Its product is annotated as zinc finger protein 726-like. The coding region runs from base 100 to 1293 and encodes 397 amino acids. Gene Ontology annotation, molecular function: DNA-binding transcription factor activity, RNA polymerase II-specific; RNA polymerase II cis-regulatory region sequence-specific DNA binding. The record is from RefSeq and is a predicted model, not a curated record. Lineage: Eukaryota; Metazoa; Chordata; Actinopteri; Cichliformes; Cichlidae. The transcript is spliced from 4 exons. Gene Ontology annotation, biological process: regulation of transcription by RNA polymerase II.
UUCAUCACGGAGUUUCUCUCGGUUUGUGGGCUCAUCUAAAGCUGAUCAUCAGGAGGAGACGAGCCAUUUAGACUCAGCUCAGCCACUACAGAGGAAACAAUGACUUCAACCCAAAAGGACCAACAUGGAGCGAGAAGUCAGCGCUCUCAGGAGGCCGAGAUACCUCACAGAAGAAAGAGAGAGAAAAAAUACAGCUGUGAUGAAUGUGGGAAAGAUUUUACCAAGGCUAAACACCUGAAAACACACCAACUCAUCCACAGUGGAGUUAAACCGUACAGCUGUGACUUGUGUGGAAAAUCAUUCACCCAACUUGGACACUUAAAAACACACCAGCUCAUCCACAGUGGAGUUAAAGCACACAGCUGUGAUCAGUGUGGUAAAUCUUUUGCUCUCAGUUGCACCUUAAAACGUCAUCUAGUUACCCACUCUGGAAUUAAAGCGUACAGCUGUGACAUUUGUGGAGAAACUUUCAGUCGGCUAGGGAGCCGAAAUAUUCACCAACGGAUUCACACUGGACAUGAUGUUUGCUGCUGUGUUCAGUGUGGAAAACUGUUUACAACACAUGCACAGUUACAACGCCACAUGUUUACCCACAAUGAGGAGAGAUUUUAUAAAUGUGAUCUGUGUGAUAAGACUUUUAAAUCUCCAUGUAACCUGAAAGAACACAGAGAGAUCCACACCAGAAAGAAACUCUACAAGUGCAGUUACUGUGAGAAGCAGAGCGACACAGAUGGAUCCAGUUCUGAACCCUGUCGUCAGUGUGGUGGUGGGAAAGAGUUUCGCUGUGACCUUUGUGGAAAAACUUACAGUCGUCCAGAGAGCCUAAAAAUACAUCAACGUAGACACACUGGAGACAAAAUGAACUACUGCAAAGAAUGUGGGAGAGGCUUCCCCACUAUAAGUGAAUUAAAAAUACAUGAACUUUGUCACAGUGGGGUUAAAAAGCACAUCUGUGACCAGUGUGGGUCAUCCUUCACCACUGCAGGUUGCCUUAAAAAACACAAACGAGUCCACACAGGAGAGAAACCAUACAAGUGCAGACACUGUGACAAAAGUUUCUCAGGUCCAGAUAAUCGGAAGCUUCAUGAACGUACACAUGUUGAAGGGAACUUCAGCUGUGACCAGUGUGACAAGAGCUUUAGGAAUCUCAGUUCAUACUCUGCACACAAACGAUCCCACGCUGUAAAUAAACUGUUUCACUGUUACCAAUGUGCAAAAACAUUCACUUCAUUGUCUGCUCUGUGCAAACAUCAGCGUGAUCAUGAAAUCAUUCCCAUAAAUGGAUCACAAUGAAUCUGCAGAGACAGAAAGAUCCUCUUCUGGUUUCAGACUUAAAAACCUUGAGAUCAGGCUCCACAGGCUCCAAGUUUGAAACUGAAGUGGGCUUGGGCUGUAUUUCUGUGAAAUACCAAUUUGAACCACAAGGUGGAGCAGCAAGUCCAUCUAAGCUUCAUUUGAUCAGGCAAAGAACAUAUUUAUACUUACAGUAGUGGCCUGCAGAGGGCAAAGCAUCUUUAGAAAAUUGGAGAACUGUUAGACGUUAAAGUUUGCAGAUGACUGCUAUUGUUCAUCAGCUCCAGGACAGUGAGAUGAGCGAUGGCCAAGAACUCUGUUUUUUUUUUUUGUUUGUUUGUUUGUUUUUUGUUAAUAGCUUGUUUAAUCAUUACUUCUUUGGUUUGGUGUGAUGGCUAUGAUUGAUGACUGUCUGCAAAAAGUUUGUAAAACUGACGGUGAUAAAGAUGUUAAUGAAAACCUUUAAAACAAAAACAAUUUUAUUCCAGUAGUUAGAUGAAUAAAUUAACCAACAAUAAAACUGUGUUCAUCAAACUAGUGAAUCUGAUCGCUACCUCUAUUGGUAUCUGCAUUUGGGUUCAGCUCUUGUGUCGGUCUGGAAAAAUAACGUUGAAGUCAGACAAUUAUAAAAGAAUAAUAAAAAAGAAAACACUGAAGCAAAUUUACAAAGCACCAACACGCCCUGCUGUAAGACAUGAUGGAUGCAGAGAGAAGGGGAAAGUUACCCAGAUCCAUCCAUCCAUCCAUCCAUCCAUCCAUCCUUUUCCCCCUAUCCCAGCUGUCUUAAUGGAAGAUGCAGGGUACACCCUGGACAGGUCGCCAGUCCGUCACAAGGCUAACACAUCACAGCAAAAGAUGAAAAUAGGCCACACACACAAUGAAAACCAGGAUAUAAACAUGUAUAUAUUUUAUAUGACUUUUAAAACUGAAAAAAGAGAUAAACAGAUUUAUUAACUAUCUACAGCAGCAGUCCCCAGCCUUUGUUGCGCCAUGGACUGGUUUAAUGUCAGACAAUAUUUUCAUGGACUGGCUUUUAAGAUGGAUAAAUACAACAAAAUAAAAUGAUACGACCCAGACAAAAACUGUGGAAUUUUGUAAAUAAAAUAAAAAACGUGAAUUCACUGUGGAAUUGUGUAACUUUAUUAGCAGCGUCCCCAGGAAAUGCGCCCACAAGAUUGAGAGCAACAUCCUCCUCUCUGCCCCUUAAUGCUCUCUGGUCACUAUGGUAACAUGUAAAUGUUUCUUUCAAAAUAAGACACACAACUACAACAUGGGAAAAAGACCCAUGGAAAGAGAGUUAAUGAAAACCAUAAAUUUCAUGCCCAAGCCUCGACUCUCGCGGCCCGGUACCAAACAACUCACGGACUGGUACCGGUCCAUGGCCCGGGGGUUGGGGACCGCUGAAAAUGGUUUAACAUUUAACAUUGCAUACAAGACUUACAGGCAAAUACAGAAACCAAUUUCAGUGUGUUUUUCUUUUUAAGUUUAAAACAUAUCUUAAGUUGUAAGACAAUGAAUUUUACUUCUGACUGUCCAUGUUAUGUAGCAGUAUCCAUUUUAUCAUGCAUGUAUGCUACUUUUCUCUGCUGACUGUAAAUGUUUUUCUUUUGUAUUCAUGAAAUAAACUAACUUUCACAGUCUG